CGUCGGCGGACCCUGCAUUGCUACCUUACUAUACCGCCGCAGAGUAGGCCGCUUACAUCCUAAGCUUUCAUACCAAGCUUCCGAUCCGAUCAAGACGCAUGCGCAAUUGCUCUACAGCCCAGAGAUCGUGACACAAAUCAUUUCCUUUGUCGAGGGCAAGUCCAAAUAUUCGACCAACGUCCCGAGUGGCCUGAAAUUGAGCAUGCCGGACUUGUUGAGUCGUAAACUAAAGUACAUUGAUGGGGCCAGGGCAGCACGAGUCGAGGUCAGGGGCAUAUUAACCUUGGAUGAGAUACAGGCCGCCAAAAAGACGCUUUGCAGAGUGAGACCAGCCACAAGAGUUGGAUUGAGGCCAUUGACCGGUUGGGGAAACAAGGCCAAGACGGCGUUUGAGACCACGCUUCCUAGCGGCCUGUUUCCAGAUGUGGCGAGGAAGGAGCUGCUGGCAAGUGACGUCCCAGACCAGGCUCCAGACUCGGCUCCAGACUCGGCUCCAGACUCGGCCGCUCCUUCCCCCUAUGGAAGAUCACCGACACAGAAGCGCAGGGCAUUUUUGAAGCAGUUCAUUCCCUUUCUUCGGGGCCAUCUUCAGAGAGGCCUCGUGCUGGACACCCUGGCGGCCGUGGCUGGCCUUGGCUGGCCUUCCAAGCCGUGACCUCGUGUCGGUACUCCUCAACGAAGUGAUCCGGUUCGACGAGGAGGGCCAAUCGGUAUCUGCUCUGAGCAAAUUGAUGUCGCUAUGCGACCGUCCGAAGCCCAAACCCACACCCUGGGUGGGAUGGAUCCAGCCCCCUGCCAACGACC
Molecule: messenger RNA, 804 nt
Organism: Chaetomium strumarium
Lineage: Eukaryota; Fungi; Ascomycota; Sordariomycetes; Sordariales; Chaetomiaceae
Exons: 1
Coding region: 203-655 (150 amino acids)
Source: RefSeq, a predicted model, not a curated record